AUGAAUGAUGUUCAACUUAUCUCCCACCUCCAAAUUCCACUCAGUGGCUGGUCAGAAGCCUCUAUCUUUGGCCUGAUGGACAAUACCAAAGCGUUUCGCUACUUUAACUCAGGUUCUGUUGGCAAAAGCGUGUCACUAUUUGCAUCCGUGCAAAGGAGCAGGCGCCGCUCCUACAAUGACGCGUUGAGCAGUACCUUCGUAUUGCUGGACGUCUCAAAGGACAAAAUAAUGAGAGGGCCCUCAGAGCAAUGA
Molecule: messenger RNA, 252 nt
Organism: Penicillium coprophilum
Lineage: Eukaryota; Fungi; Ascomycota; Eurotiomycetes; Eurotiales; Aspergillaceae
Exons: 2
Coding region: 1-252 (83 amino acids)
Source: RefSeq, a predicted model, not a curated record